AUGGCAAAAAAAAAAUGCACUGGCAAGUGCCCAUGUGACAAUUGCGUUAUUCGAGACGCUGAAUGUGUAUUUAGUAAAAAAAAAAAACGAGGUCCAAAGUCUAGAAGUCGACAAAGGAUUGAAACAACUUCAGAACCUUCUAAACAUGAUAAUUUAUGCGUCAAUAUGAAUGUUUACUCUUUUCAAGAAUCAGAAAUGUAUUCUGAUUUGCAAUUAAACAAUUUCGAUAUUACUCCGUUAAUGUUACAAUCGCCUGCCGAUUUUCCUAGUAACAAUAUCAGCGCAGUUGGUGUAUUGCCAAUUUUUUCUGAAUAUGAAUGUACUCAUCAGCUCCUUAUAGGUUAUGAAGAUCAAAAUUUAUCUUUUAACAACUAUUCUGACUCAUGUAUUAACAUACCGGGUAUUGACAUAUCAGAAAACUUUAACAUACCAGAAAACGUUAUUAGUAAUACUUUUCAAAAUGAAAAUUGG
Molecule: messenger RNA, 471 nt
Organism: Dentiscutata heterogama
Lineage: Eukaryota; Fungi; Glomeromycota; Glomeromycetes; Diversisporales; Gigasporaceae
Source: the annotation of a GenBank genome assembly